AUGGCCGCCAACAAGCAGGGCAAGAUGAUCAACUACCGGAUGAGGGUAACCCUCAACGAUGGCCGACAAAUGACCGGUCAGAUGCUCGCCUUCGAUAAGCACAUGAACCUCGUUCUCGCAGACACAGAAGAAUUCCGCCGAAUUAAGCGAAAGUCGAAGCCGGCCGCCGGCCCCAACAACGCCCCGCUGGUCGAAGCGGAGGAGAAGCGAACCCUCGGUCUGACAAUCGUGCGCGGUACUCAGGUUAUUUCCUGCUCUGUGGAUGGACCGCCUCCUGCAGACCCGUCUGCGCGGCUUGGCGCCGGUGCGCCAGGUGCCGCUGCUGCAACUCUCGCCGCGGGCCCCGGAAUCAGCAAGCCCGCUGGUCGUGGCCUGCCGGUCGGACUGGGUGGUCCUGCAGCUGGUGUCGGUGGACCGCCACCCCCAGGAGGCUUUGGAGGGUUCCCGCCGGGUGGUUUCCCCGGAGCGCCGCCGCCUGGAUUUGCUGGACGUGGAGGACCCCCGGGUGGACCUCCGGGCUCUUUCCAACCUCCUCCCGGCUUCCAGCCUCCUGGUCAGGGACGUGGAUUUCCUCCCCCCGGGUUUGGCGGUAGGUGA
This is a messenger RNA of Penicillium lagena, 597 nucleotides long. RefSeq names its product small nuclear ribonucleoprotein-associated protein. Gene Ontology annotation, biological process: mRNA splicing, via spliceosome. Lineage: Eukaryota; Fungi; Ascomycota; Eurotiomycetes; Eurotiales; Aspergillaceae. Gene Ontology annotation, molecular function: RNA binding. Gene Ontology annotation, cellular component: catalytic step 2 spliceosome; U2-type prespliceosome; U1 snRNP. The record is from RefSeq and is a predicted model, not a curated record. The transcript is spliced from 4 exons. Bases 1 to 597 code for a protein of 198 amino acids.